AAGCGUGCUUUCUCCAAAGUAACUGAUGUCACAGUGUCAAAUUCAAAAUAUUUCAAAGCUCGCGCGAAGCGACAGAUGUCAAGAGGAGGAAAUGACAUUGUUGGUCACGUGGGUGACGUGGGGUGCUUCGAUGGACUCUUCCACGUGACUUUGGACAGUAUGAUAUCAUCGUAGGAGUUCCCAGAAAUGACCAUUGCUACGGAACUAGAAACCCCCUAAUUUUGUCAAAGCCGGCUGUACAGGUACAUGAGAUGGUGGUGACGGUCUCCAGAUGCGCACACUGCAUGACGAUCUUCUCCGAGGUUCAGAGCUGAGUAAACUCCAAUGUCAGGCAUGUGUUUACAAGAUUCUGUGGUGGACACCCUAUCUGGCCCUAGUGCACUGCCACUACAACCUCUUGGUCACUUAGAAGAACAGAUAGAGAAUGUGAAGAAGGCACUGCGCUUGCAGGGCAUUAACUUUGAGGAGCAAUGCACAUCGAGUACAGGCACUGACUGCUGGAUCUUAUAUAACCUCACACCAUGGAACAAGAUUCUUUACUUUGCAAAUAUGGAACUUCAAGAGUACAAACCUGGAAAGUUGAGUCUUUGCGAGGUGAAUAAUAAUACCGCUAUGUGCCAUGACAAUGGACCUCUACUCAGUGCUGCAUUUGUGACUUAUUGGCUAGUCAAGAAACACAGCUGUGUCGAUUUUUUUAAACCAGGCGCCUUUGUAGUUCGACAGUCAAGCAGUGCGUUCAAAAAUGCUCUUGCAUCUAAUGCUAAUCUGUGCCACUUUGAUUAUUCCUGGAGUGGCUACUCGCGACAUAAAGAACAUUUUGUCUCCGAGGGAGUCAGCCUGCUGAAGAAUGUCGAAAGCCUUGUCCUCUGCAACGUUGAGAUCAAGCACGAAGGAACUGUUCUUGUCGCCGAGAUGCUUGAGGACAAUAGAAAAAUUAAAAAAGUAAACUUUACUAGUAAUUCCCUCACAUACUGUGACUCGGAAAGAAUAUUUAGAGGUCUAAGAGGGUGCAUGACGUUGACAGAGCUUGUGUUUGACGGCAACCGCAUUGGAAAGAAGGCAAUGAAGUAUCUCGGUCAACUCGUUGCAAAAAGUCAGUUGCUCGAAACGGUUGCACUCCACUUCUGCAUUAGCUCUGAAGAUAAUGGUAUAGAAAGUCUCGGCAGUGCUCUCAAGGUUAACACCAGCGUUAAAGAGAUCAGCUUCGACAGCUGUAGCUCUUGUGUGGAAGCAAUAGCAGAUGCUCUCAUAGAGAACAGAUCUGUACGCUGUGCCAAAUUUGUACAGAGUGGAGUCAGUGACGAGAAUUGCUCAAAGCUGUCCAGAAUGCUCCAACAGAAUUCAACUUUAGAAGAACUGCACCUCUCUUCUAACCAGAUUGGAGACUACGGAGCUUCGUUUCUAGCUACUGGACUUCUUGGCAACAAAACUCUCCGAAAGCUCUUCCUGGACGAGAACUGUAUUGAACAUCGUGGCUUAGGACGUCUCAUCGAAGCCCUGGCAACGAAUGAAUCUCUUCAGUUUCUCGAUGUAACUUCCAAUUCUUUGGAAGAACAUGACACUAGCACAUUAAGCAGAGCACUUAUCAGUGCCAGAGCUUAUGGAAGGGUAAGGCUGGACUGGCAGGAUGUUGACAUCAAUCAGCUUGCAAAAGUUCUCGCUGCUGGAAGUCAAAUUGAAGAUCUCGAGCUCGACUGCACAAGGGUUUCAGAGGGGAAGAUGCUUGAAGUACUCUCAUCACUUUGUGCUAAUGCAUCGGUUAAGAAGCUUUGUUUAAAGGGGCAAUUAACAGUCCCAAUUGCUGAGUCUAUAGCCAAAGUGCUGUACACAAACACAAGUAUCAAAAGCCUUGAUGUACGCUUCUGGACACAGCAGCAUGGUUUCCCAAGUUUGCUUCGGGCCCUUGAAUGCAACAGAACCAUAACAAAGUGCAGUAUUAACAUACAGGAAUACACCACAAAGAUACGUCUGGCCAUGGGGUCAGUCCUGCGCAGAAACACAGCCAUCACCAAUCUAGUAAUUUUUGCUUUACAUGAACGUGACUUCAGAGCUAUAUCCAAGGCAUUAAGAUCUAACUACACGAUAUCCAAACUAGACUUUGUAUGUUCUGCAAAACCAAAUAAGGACGUGUCUGACAUUCGUAGAUUGCUUCAGCGCAAUCAAUCACUUCUAAGUGCAGCAGCUCGUUUCGUCAUCAGCCCUUCAGUCCAUAAAGAAAGAGCGUUGGCCUUUGAAAAACUUGCACACAGUGACAGCCUUGCUGAGCACUUGGUGAACAUCACAUCCAAGAGUGCGGAGGAGAUCAGAAAAAUUUUGCGUUGUGCCAAGGAGUACGUUACGUCAAACUAUUUCAGGAUAGUUGGUGUGGUGAAAGCAAAGGUGGAGUGCUACGACAUUGUGGGUGACAGAGGACAAAUUGACCAACUCAACGAGGUGUGUUUGCGAAGGCUACUGUUUUACCUCAGGAUUGAUGACGUUAUUGAUCUUUGAUUGUCAUAGUUUAAUAAAUAUUGAGUGUUGCUACA
Molecule: messenger RNA, 2525 nt
Organism: Ornithodoros turicata
Lineage: Eukaryota; Metazoa; Arthropoda; Arachnida; Ixodida; Argasidae
Exons: 2
Coding region: 325-2490 (721 amino acids)
Molecular function (GO): protein binding
Source: RefSeq, a predicted model, not a curated record